Messenger RNA from Aphis gossypii (cotton aphid), 3445 nucleotides. RefSeq names its product arrestin red cell (gene krz). Gene Ontology annotation, cellular component: cytoplasm. NCBI's taxonomy places the organism in Eukaryota, Metazoa, Arthropoda, Insecta, Hemiptera, Aphididae. Gene Ontology annotation, biological process: signal transduction; G protein-coupled receptor internalization. The transcript has a single exon. Gene Ontology annotation, molecular function: G protein-coupled receptor binding. The coding region runs from base 399 to 1667 and encodes 422 amino acids. The record is from RefSeq and is a predicted model, not a curated record.
AGUAAGUGUCAAAAUCUUAAGUCAAAAAAACGCUCAAAAACAUAACUCGUAUACCUAUUCGUUGUACAAUAAUCUAUUCGUCUAUCACUAUUAUUACUAUCAACCACCACCACCACCACCACCACCACCACCACUACUACUAGCACUACUACCAUCCAUAACUGCAUAAUAGUAAUCUUGUUUAAUUCCUACAAACGAUCGUCGUUAAUAUACAGAGGAACCUAUAACGUUGUCUCGUAGUAUUACUUUAUAUAAACAUACAUGUCACCAUGCCGCACCGUCAACUCAAUCCCGAGCGUCACCCUGUUUAGCAGCUAUUGUAAAUAGUCAUAAUCGUUCAAUAACCAAUAUUAUAUUAUUAUACUAAUAUAUUACCUGAUAAACCUUUAAAAAUAAUUAUGGAUAAGAACAACGGUGAAUUAGACUCUGUUGCCCGAGGUAAUCUUAGGCAGCCAACCAGAGUGUUUAAGAAGAGCUCACCAAAUGGUAAAAUUACUGUUUACUUGGGUAAAAGGGAUUUUGUCGAUCACAUCACCAACGUUGACCCUAUUGAUGGUGUAGUUUUGGUCGAUCCUGAAUACGUCAAAGGAAGAAAGGUAUUUGGACAUGUUUUAGCUGCUUUUCGAUAUGGUCGCGAAGACUUGGAUGUGCUGGGCUUGACUUUUCGAAAAGAUCUUUAUAUAGCAUCUGAACAAAUAUAUCCUGUUGGUAAUAUACGAACUCCGACUAGACUACAAGAACGUUUGAUCAAGAAACUUGGUCCAAAUGCUAUACCAUUUUAUUUUGAAUUGCCACCACAUUGUCCAGCAUCUGUUACACUGCAACCAGCUGCGGGUGAUACAGGAAAGCCGUGUGGAGUAGACUACGAGUUCAAAGCGUUUGUUGGCGAUACAGCUGAAGACAAACCUCACAAGAGAAAUUCAAUAAGGCUGGCUAUUAGAAAAAUUAUGUAUGCGCCCAAAAAAGAAGAAGUACAACCGUCAGUUGAAGUAUAUAAAGAAUUUGUUAUGAGCCCGAACAAGUUAUACUUAGAAGCAUCCUUAGACAAAGAGCUUUACUACCAUGGGGAAAGUAUAUCAGUAAAUGUCCAUAUAGCUAACAAUUCUAAUCGAACUGUGAAAAAAGUAAAAGUGUUUGUUAGACAAUUUGCUGAUAUAUGUCUGUUUUCCACUGCCCAAUAUAAAUGCACUGUUGCUGAAUUAGAGAGUGAAGACGGUUGCCCUGUGGGUCCUGGUUUCACUUUGUCUAAAGUGUAUACAGUAAAACCUACUUUGCACAACAACAAAGAUAAACGUGGCUUAGCUUUGGACGGACAGUUAAAGCAUGAAGAUACAAAUCUUGCUUCUUCAACAAUAGUGAGCAAUCCUUCACAAAAAGAAAAUUUAGGGAUUAUUGUUCAAUAUAAAGUGAAGGUAAAACUUUGCUUGGGCGCUUUAGCUGGAGAAUUGACAGCUGAACUACCAUUCAUUUUGAUGCACCCCAAGCCUGAUGAAGAUGUACUUCCAAUAGCAAAUAAUGUUGUUAACUCUAGUACAGCAGUUGAUGACAACGGUGUGCGUGUCGAUAAUUUGAUUGAAUUAGAUGAAGAAAGCCCUGCACCAUCUCAUGAUGAAGAUAUCAUUUUUGAAGAUUUUGCUCGUUUACGAUUAAAAGCUGGUAACGAUUAAUUUAAAUAACCAUGUCAAUCUGGAUGAAUUGAUGAAUUAAUUUAUUAUUCAGUCUAGAGUAUAGGUAAAUUAUACAUAAAUCUACUGGAUGUCUCUAUCAAAUUGAAUCACAGUACAUCUAUUCUAAUUGUAUAGACUUCAAUGGAAAUUAUGAAUAUUCCUAUAACUGAUAGAAAUUGAUUUCUAUGACUAUUGAUAAAAGAUACAAUGCAGUUAUAAGAAAUUUUUAAUUUUUUGUCGGAACUUUAUGCGCAAUACUGUUAACAUUGAUCUAACCAUUUAUAGCCCAAGGAUAGGGCUAAAAUGUAUCAUUUAAUUCAAUUUUUAAUUUAUUAUAUUUGUUAUCAUCAAGUAUUCAAUACAUCAUCUAUUAGACUUUUAAUAUUAUUUUUGUAGCUUAAUUAUUACCAAAUUAUACAAAAAAUUACUACUAAUUUAAUGUUAUAUUUCUGUAAUUUUUAUUAAAACCAAAUAAAAAUAUUUAUUUACCUAAUAAUUAUUGUGUUAGUAUUUAAUUUAUUAAUAAAUUGUUUAGGUAUAAUGAUAAACUAAAAUUUAGGAAAUUUUUCGUUUUUAAUGAUCUAUAAUUUAUUGAGUAGAUACUUUAUAAAAAACCUGUUAUAUAAUACUAUUAGGGUUUAAAAAAAUAAAUUGAUUGAAAAUUUGAACAAUAUUCUUUUACUUAUUAUUAUUAAUACUUUUUUACAAUUAAAUGUAUUAGUGUGCAUUUAAAGCUUAUUUAAUAUGUUUACACAAGUAGUUUUAACAUUCCUCCAAUUGUUAAACAUCUAAUCAUUCAUAUUUUAAUUCAUUGUUUAGUGUAUUAUUUUAAAAGAUCUAUAGUAUAAAAUAUAUACUUUAUUAUUCAAAAAGGUAAAAUGUUUAUUUCAAUAUCCAAGCCUAAAAAUUGAGUAAGUUCCUACCUAAAAUUUAUUUUCUAGGUAGUAUAAUAUAUAAUUAAUACCUAAUAAUACUCGAGUGCAAUGCACCAGCAUUUUUAUUUGUGCCAAAGUGAUUUUACUUUUGUGUUUUAUGAUAAUAAUAAUUUUGUUAAUUUUUGUGAAUUAUUUUUAUUUAUUUAGUUUUAAUGGCCAGUACAUAUUUGUAAUUAAUAUAUAUAAAUUAUUUAUUCCACGGCAUAAGCAUAAGCCUACCAGCAUGUAGUAUUGAAGAUUCUUUAGGUUACCAAACAUGUAAGCAAUUUAUAUUUUUUCAAUUAUGUUUUGACAAUCGAAUUAGGUAUAAGAUUUUGAAUAUAUUAAGUUAAACCAUUGUUAAAUAAUUUAUGUAAUUGAAUAAUGUGUAAUAAUUAAUAGGCAAAUUAUCUGUGUGUAUUGUGAUUUAUGUAUUGGAAGUAAUCUUAAGAUAAACUUAGUUAGUUGAACAUAACCAGAAAUAUUCUAUGAUCUAAACUUUUAUUGACAGGGUUUUUUUUUAAUUAAUUUUUUUUUUUUAUACUGUCACUACUAAUGAUUGGAUUGUAAACAUUUUGGUACUGUUUAAUAUAAAUUAUAAUCAUAUUCAAUGUAAAAUUGAUGCAUGGAUCUUAAACUCUUAAAUUGACAAUGAUUAUGACAUUGUUGCUGGUUGCUAUUAUUUUUUUUUUUUUGUGUAAAUGUGUGUCUGUCUAAUUAUUUUAUUUGUUAAAAUGUUGAUUUCUGUUGAACAAAAACAAUAAUCUUGGUAAAUACUAUCUGUAUUAUGUUAAAAUCAAUUUAUAAAGCACAAAUAUUAUUAUUGUAGACUUAUUUAAAUUACAUCAGUAUUUAUACAUUUUA